This is a messenger RNA of Limulus polyphemus (Atlantic horseshoe crab), 1620 nucleotides long. It is a transcript of the gene rept, whose product is annotated as ruvB-like 2. The record is from RefSeq and is a predicted model, not a curated record. Gene Ontology annotation, cellular component: R2TP complex; Ino80 complex; NuA4 histone acetyltransferase complex. Gene Ontology annotation, biological process: regulation of transcription by RNA polymerase II; chromatin remodeling; box C/D snoRNP assembly. Lineage: Eukaryota; Metazoa; Arthropoda; Merostomata; Xiphosura; Limulidae. Bases 16 to 1431 code for a protein of 471 amino acids. The transcript has 12 exons. Gene Ontology annotation, molecular function: DNA helicase activity; ATP hydrolysis activity; ATP binding.
AUCCAGAGUUAUCUGAUGUGUACUAGUACUAAGAGUAGUGCAGCAGCAGCAAAGGUUCAAGAAGUUAGAGAAAUCACUCGAAUAGAACGAAUUGGUGCUCAUUCACACAUUCGUGGUCUGGGACUUGAUGAUGCCUUGGAACCACGGCAAGUAUCACAAGGAAUGGUUGGUCAGCAGACUGCAAGGAGAGCUGCUGGAGUCAUCUUAGAAAUGAUCAAAGAAGGCAAGAUUGCUGGAAGAGCUGUACUGAUUGCUGGACAACCAGGAACAGGAAAAACAGCUAUAGCAAUGGGAAUGGCUCAAGCCUUAGGUCCAGACACCCCAUUUACAGUCAUUUCUGGGAGUGAAAUAUUUUCAUUAGAAAUGUCAAAGACAGAAGCUUUGAUGCAAUCUUUCCGGAAGUCAAUUGGUGUUAGAAUCAAGGAAGAAACUGAAAUCAUUGAAGGAGAGGUUGUGGAGAUUCAAAUUGAUCGACCAGCUACUGGCACUGGAGCCAAGGUAGGGAAGUUGACAUUAAAGACUACAGAAAUGGAAACCAUAUAUGACUUGGGUCAAAAAAUGAUUGAAUCUCUCACUAAAGAAAAGGUUCAAGCUGGUGAUAUCAUCACUAUUGACAAAGCUACUGGAAAGAUCACCAAACUUGGUCGAUCAUUCACGAGGGCUCGUGACUAUGAUGCUAUGGGUCCACAGACGAAGUUUGUGCAGUGUCCAGAAGGUGAACUACAGAAAAGAAAGGAAGUCGUUCACACUGUCACUCUCCAUGAGAUUGAUGUUAUCAAUAGUCGAACACAAGGAUUUUUAGCUUUGUUCUCUGGAGAUACUGGAGAAAUUAAAGGAGAAGUCAGAGAACAGAUCAAUGCCAAGGUUGCUGAAUGGAGAGAAGAAGGUAAAGCAGAAAUUGUGCCAGGUGUCCUUUUUAUUGAUGAAGUUCACAUGUUAGACAUCGAAAGCUUUUCUUUCCUUAAUCGUGCUAUGGAAAACGAUCUUGCUCCUGUCCUCAUCAUGGCUACCAAUCGAGGUAUCACAAGAAUCCGUGGGACAAACUACCAGAGUCCCCAUGGAAUUCCCAUUGACAUGUUAGACCGUCUUGUCAUCAUAUCAACUACUCCAUAUGAAGAGAAAGAAAUCAAACAAAUUCUUAAGAUCAGAUGUGAAGAGGAGGAUGUGGAGAUGAGUGAUGAUGCACUGAUAGUGUUAACACGCAUCGGUAUGGAAACAAGUUUACGUUAUGCCAUCCAGUUGAUUACAACUGCUAAUUUAGUGUGCAGGAAAAGAAAGGGCACGGAAGUGUCAAUAAAUGAUGUGAAACGGGUCUACUCACUUUUCCUGGAUGAAUGUAGAUCCACUCAGUUUCUUAAGGAAUACCAACAAGAAUUUUUAUUUAAUGAAAUGAAUGCCGAACCAGGUUCAGAAACCAUGGAAACAAGCUGAAUAUAAGUGGUGUCACACCUCUGAUGAAUCAAGACUCACCUAUGCUCCUCAGAUCUAGUGUACUUUCCAAGUGACUGUUCUCUGAGCUCUGAUACAUAGCUUCUUGUAGAGCUUUCAACUGAGAUUUUGUCAGUCUGAUGAUCUGAGCAUUUUCUGAGCCACUGAUGUUACUACCAGUAGUUGAACGGU